GGCCACGAUGCACGUGCUCUCGUAUGCGACGCGUUUUCCGCUGGAGCGCGUCUCUUCCUCGUACUCGACUGUGGCUCUCGGUCUCGUUACGACUGCGACGCACCCUAGCCUCCUUCCUGCUGAAAAAUGCCGCCCAAGCGCAAACGUGCGGACGCCGGUGUCUCGGAAGCUGGCAGCACCUCGACGCGAGCUACUCGCUCCUCCACACGCGCCACAAGGAGUAGAGCAGCCACCGACGAGACGGAAGGAACGCCUGGGACAGACUCGCUCGGAAGUGUAGAGACUGCCCCGCAAGCCAAACGAGUGCGGAAGACGACGACAAAAGCAGCAGCAGCACGGACAUCCGCAAAGCCCAAGGUGCCACCGGAUACCCAGGAGGUGAUAUCCGGUCCCCCUUCCGAGCUAUUUAUGGCUAAUUACGUACAUUCUAGCCACGAGCCGACGUCAGGUAAGUACUGCCUCCUGUCUCCUUUCUGUCGUGUGGGCAGCGAGGCAAGUAACAGUAUACGUCUUAUACCGACCACUCUCGUUCCCGCCGAGUUCAGUCUCGAACUUGGACAGCAGUUCUCGCUUUGCUGUCACGUGGCAGCCCUUACUGUUCAUGCACAUAUCAUCCCUUCUGUGCUGCAUUCCUCACAAAGGCGUCCUCAGUACACAGGAGGCAACAUCGACCACAGCUGCGAUACCCGCAAAACCUGCGAAACCUUCCGCACCGGCUCCAUACUCCGCUGCGUCUGCCAUAUCACUCUUUAAUUCGUACGCCGACCCAGAUGAUCCGACUGUCAUUGGCCCGGAGGGCUUCGAGCGGCUCUGCUCGGACGCGGAAAUCUCGUUGGAAGGCGCUCUACCUCUCAUUCUAGCGUGGCAGUUGCAUGCUAGUGAGAUGGCGAAUAUCACCAAGAGUGAAUGGGAGAAGACUACGUCAGAACUUCGAAUCUCGAACCUGACAUCACUUUCGACUGCCCUCCAUGACUUGGAGGACCUGCUACUCUUGGACAAACCAGCACUGAGACCGCAGGCGGCUGAUCCAUUCCCGGCCAAGAAGAAGUCAGCUGUAUCGUCGCCCGCUUCGUCUGAUCCUUACAAUCGUUCCCGGUACCACGGGUAUACAUCAGACACAAGUAAAGCAUUCAACGAGUUGUAUGCCUUCUGCUUCGCACUCGCCAAGCCACCGUGAGUCCGACCAGUAUGGU
Rhodofomes roseus is the source of this 1193-nucleotide messenger RNA. RefSeq lists its product as uncharacterized. The record is from RefSeq and is a predicted model, not a curated record. The transcript is spliced from 5 exons. Bases 127 to 753 code for a protein of 208 amino acids. NCBI's taxonomy places the organism in Eukaryota, Fungi, Basidiomycota, Agaricomycetes, Polyporales, Fomitopsidaceae.